Molecule: messenger RNA, 1536 nt
Organism: Rubroshorea leprosula
Lineage: Eukaryota; Viridiplantae; Streptophyta; Magnoliopsida; Malvales; Dipterocarpaceae
Source: the annotation of a GenBank genome assembly
UGUUUUUUGUUUUUCGUUUUUCGAUAGUUAUGAUCAGUAACUCAUUCGGAGAAACAUUGAUGUGGCUCGGGAGCCUUACAAAAGGCCAACCUUGUAAUACAGUAGCAAACUCUAUCCUAGUUCAACCCAAAAAUAGGAACUAUACUCCCACCCUAGGGGCGCCACUCCGGCUACGAAGUAAGUUCUUAUACUAGACUUAAAAAAAUAAGCACCCUCUUGAAAUAGAAAAUCUACUUAUCAUAUAGCAUAAUGAAAACUAUCUAAAAAGAAAGUCUAUGCAGAAGGCAAACUAAAAAAGUUCAAGAGAGGAACAGAUAAUUAUUCUUCAAAGCCAAUGCUCUCGGAGUCUUCUCUUUGGCUGGUGGCUACCAUCGAUACCUAACGCCAUAAGAGACCUUACUAGUUCUUACCUGCAAGGAAUGCUUAAAAACGAGUAGAAUUUCAAUUUUGGUGGAUGGAAGCCCAACAAAGGAGUUCUCUAUGGGCAGAAGUUUGAGACAAUCAACCUUUUUUUUCCAAUUUUUGUUUCUUAUUGUGGCGGAAGGGGUUAUUGGCUUUGAACAAAGGUUUGAUUGAAAGAAUGUACAGAUAUGAUUUUGGGCACUGCAAAUCUCACAUCCCCGGUUCUCAGAUAACACUAUUAUAUUUGCUAAAGCAGCAUCGGAGCAGAAUGUUUGCGCAAUAAAAUUUGUUAUGAGGACUUUUGGGCUCGUGUCAGGUUUCAAGAUCAAUUAUACAGAAGCGUUCUCAUGGGAAUCUGUGUUGAUAAGGAGUGCGGAACAUGAACGACCUUUGAGCACCAAAAUGACAUGCGGGUAAAAGUCAAGGACUACAGCGCAAAAUGGGCUCGGAACGACAUUGUUUUGCUCCCAAAGAAGAAAAAACUAAAAGGGGAACAUUAGGGUUUGGCCGAACCGCCCAUUUUCCGAAAAAAAACCUGAACAGACUUACCUCUUCCUCAAAAAAACUGAACAGAACUCUUCUCGUCGCCGUUCGUCUUCGCUCCAGUAAGAUGGUCCACCAACUAAAGCCCCUGAACAUGAGACAAGUUUCAAAGCCCUUACUUUGCUUUUCCUGCAGAGGCCAGGCACGGUUGGUUGAAAAGAGCAGAGAACAAGUCAAAAGUUUGGCUGGAAGUAAUCUAUAGGAAAGAGGAUAGAUGAGCAGAUCGGAGGGUGACAUAGGGUAUUAGCUAUUAGGGUUCCAGGCCUUGUUUGCUGUAUUCUUGGCUUAGAAAUACAGAAAAUCAGAGAGAAAAGGAGAGUUUUCUUCUUUUUUUUUUGGAAUUCAGGAAAAGGGCCGAGAGGAGAGAGCUCCAACGAACUUCCGACGUCCGUCACCGUUUCUUGCUCCGUUUCUCCUUUUGGUUAGGUAAAGCCUCCGGUUUUUGCCGCCGGGACUACUCCAAACAAUGCCCUUUAUAUGUUUGUUUGUUCAUUUUCGUUGUAGAUCUGUGGACUUUGAAUGUAUUUGUUGAUGAAUUUUCCUUUUCAUGUACUGUUGAUCUGGGAAUACGAAUAGACAUGCAGAAUUUCA